Sipha flava (yellow sugarcane aphid) is the source of this 706-nucleotide messenger RNA. RefSeq lists its product as uncharacterized. The record is from RefSeq and is a predicted model, not a curated record. The coding region runs from base 139 to 681 and encodes 180 amino acids. NCBI's taxonomy places the organism in Eukaryota, Metazoa, Arthropoda, Insecta, Hemiptera, Aphididae. Gene Ontology annotation, biological process: cellular response to hydrogen peroxide. The transcript is spliced from 3 exons.
GAAAAAAAUUAGUGCGCACAAAAACAAUAAAAAUUGUUGUGAUUACAUGCUACAAACACGGAAAAAUUUACAAACUAAACGAAAUCUAAUCCCAAUUGAUAAAUCAAUAAAUUAAAGGUUGUCGAAAUAAAGGAUGAGAUGGCUACCCUAUUAGAAAAUACGAAAGCGAUGACUGAUUCGGAAACUCAUCUACUAUCCUUCAGCCUUGACAAUUUGGAAAUAGAUCCUACCAGGCCUCAUAAAUAUCCAGGAAAUAUUGUGGAAAAGGAUAAUGAAAUGAAAAAAUCUUAUCCAACUGGUUGUAUUAUAUGCCGUUGCAUGAAUACAAAAUCUCUCACCUGUGCAUAUCCUCAAAGACCAAAUACUGAAAUACCAUCCAAAGAUUGUAUUCUAAGGCCACCUAGAUUAAACAGAGUAGAACGAUGCAAGCAACAAUAUGCUGCAGCAUCUCCUGUACCUGUAAAUCGGAGGUUUCAUCGUAAACAAUUAAACCGAAAAUGGUCUACAGAUGAUGAAUUUUUAUCAGAAUUAUCAUUGAACAAUAAUAACAAUAGUAAUGAAUGUACAAAUGUCAUACCAUGCACUGAUGAUGUAACUAUAGAUGAGUUGGCUAGUUAUUUUGAAGAUCUAGUGCACAUUCCUAAAAAAAUGUCUGACAUGGCUGAACUGAUGUAUAAUUAAAUGUACAUAUGUUGUAGAUCAUUAA